This is a messenger RNA of Synchiropus splendidus (mandarinfish), 5754 nucleotides long. RefSeq names its product transient receptor potential cation channel subfamily M member 1. The coding region runs from base 116 to 5113 and encodes 1665 amino acids. Gene Ontology annotation, biological process: protein tetramerization; calcium ion transport into cytosol. The record is from RefSeq and is a predicted model, not a curated record. The transcript has 27 exons. Gene Ontology annotation, cellular component: membrane. Gene Ontology annotation, molecular function: calcium channel activity. NCBI's taxonomy places the organism in Eukaryota, Metazoa, Chordata, Actinopteri, Syngnathiformes, Callionymidae.
GCGCCUGGGGACGGGAGCUUGGACCAUGGUCGGACCUGACGCUGCAUCCCACUUCUGCCGUCCGCUCGUGUCUCUGGUGAACUUCCACCCGACCCCUGAGUGAAGCUGCUUCAGCAUGGACCCCAAAGGCCCCCCGGGUGGCAAAAGGCCGUCGCUGAAACGCAGCACGUCCGGCUCGCAGAGGGCGCAGAGAGCCUGGAUCGAGAGGACCUUCUGCAAGAGGGAGUGUGUUCACAUCUUCCCCAGCAAAGACACCACAAGAUGUGCCUGCGGUCAGCUGACCACGCAGCACGUGGCCAUCCCGCCCGGGGCCAGCUCCGUGGAGGAGGCCCACCCGCUGGUGCAGAUCGACUCCCACAAGGACAAGUGGACGGUGAUCAAGCACACCAGGACGUAUCCCACUGACGCCUUCGGCGUGAUCGAGUUCCAGGGCGGCGGCUUCAUCAACAAGGCCAUGUACAUCCGGGUCACCUACGACACCAAACCCGACAACCUGCUGCACCUGAUGGUGAAGGACUGGCAGCUGGAGCUGCCCACGCUGCUCAUCUCCGUCCACGGUGGCCUGCAGAACUUCGACCUCCAGCCCAAGCUCAAGCAAGUCUUCGGCAAGGGCCUGAUCAAGGCCGCCGUCACCACUGGAGCCUGGAUCUUCACUGGGGGGGUCAACACCGGUGUGAUCCGUCACGUCGGAGAUGCCCUCAAGGACCACUCGUCUAAAUCGCGAGGGAAAGUCUGCGCCAUCGGAAUCGCGCCGUGGGGAAUCCUGGAGAACAAAGAGGACCUUCUUGGGAAAGACGUGACCAGACCCUACCAGACGAUGGCCAACCCUCUGAGCAAGCUGGCCGUGCUCAACAACAGCCACUCCCACUUCAUCCUGACGGACAACGGCACGUGUGGAAAGUACGGCUCGGAGGUGAAGCUGCGACGGCUGCUGGAGAAGCACAUCUCCCUGCAGAAGAUCAACACGCGUUUGGGGCAGGGCGUCCCGCUGGUGUGUUUGAUCGUGGAAGGAGGUCCCAACGUGAUCUCCAUCGCCCUGGAGAGCCUGCGAGACGAACCUCCGGUCCCUGUGGUGGUGUGCGACGGCAGCGGACGAGCUUCGGACAUCAUCUCUUUCGCUCACAAGUUCUCCGAGGACGGCGGCCUGGUGAGCGACGACGUGCGAGACCAACUGCUGGUGACCAUCCAGAAGACCUUUAACUACAGCAAGAGUCAGUCGCAGCAGAUCCUGCUGAUGGUGAUGGAGUGCAUGAAGAAGCGGGAGCUGAUCACAGUCUUCCGAAUGGGCUCUGAAGGUCAGCAGGACAUUGAGAUGGCUAUUCUCACUGCUUUGCUAAAAGGCACGAACGCGUCGGCCUCUGACCAGCUGAGUUUGGCUCUGGCCUGGAACAGAGUGGACAUCGCUCGCAACCAUAUCUUUGUUUAUGGCCACAACUUACCACCGGCAGGUGCUAUCGCUAACACGGCGACCGCGAUGGCUACAUCCCAGGAGAAGCAGAGGAGUCCAGCCAGUGCCCCUCGUAACAAGGCCAGAGGCAAGAAGGGCAAAGGGAAGGGGAAAGCGAAACCAGAGCCGCCAGAGGAAACAGAUCCAAGGAAGCUGGAGUUGAUACGAUGGGUGAACUCUCUGGAGCAGGCCAUGAUGGACGCGCUGGUCCUGGACCGGGUGGACUUUGUCCGGCUGCUUCUGGAGAACGGUGUCAACAUCCAUCACUUUCUCACCAUCCCCAGACUGGAGGAGCUCUACAACACGAAACUGGGCCCGGCCAACACCCUGCACGCCGUGGUCCGGGACGUCAAGAAGGGUAACCUUCCACCUGACUAUCAGAUCACGUUGAUCGACAUCGGCCUGGUGCUGGAGUACCUCAUGGGCGGGGCUUACCGCAGCAAUUACACCAGGAAGGCUUUUCGAAACCUCUACAAUAACUUGUAUGGACUAAAGCGGCCGAAAGCUCUAAAGCUGCUGGGGAUGGAGGACGACGAGCCCAGAACAAAAGGAAAGAAGAAGCCGAAGAAGAAGAAGGAGGAAGAGGUGGAGAUUGAUGUCGACGACCCGGAAGUGUGUCGGUUCAAGUUCCCCUUCCACGAGCUGAUGCUCUGGGCGGUGCUGAUGAAGCGCCAGAGGAUGGCACGCUUCCUCUGGCAGCGUGGAGAAGAAGCCAUGGCCAAAGCUCUGGUGGCCUGCAAGCUGUUCCGGGCGAUGGCCCACGAGUGCUCCGAGAGCGAGCUGGUGGACGACAUCUCGCAAGACCUGGAGAACAACUCCAAGGAGUUUGGGCAGCUGGCCUACGAGCUGCUGGAUCAGUCCUACAAGCACGACGAACAGGUAGCAAUGAAGCUCCUCACGUACGAGUUGGUCAACUGGAGCAACUCCACCUGUCUGAAACUGGCCGUGGCAGCCAAGCAGCGGGACUUCAUCGCCCACACCUGCAGUCAGAUGCUGCUCACCGACAUGUGGAUGGGCUCUUUGAGGAUCGGCAAGAACCCGGGUCUCAAGGUUAUUCUGGGAAUCAUCUUCCCGCCUUUGAUCUUGCUCCUGGACUUCCGUGUGGGGGACGACGCGAGCUACAACGCCUCAGCGGCUAAAGAAGAAGGAAAAGACAAAGAGGAUGACAACAAAUCCAGCAGGGUUCAGUUUCAUUUUUUCACUCCCCGGGACGCCAACGAUGCGACGUCUCGAAAGGGGGAUGAAGAGGAAGGCAACGCGAAUGUUCGCAAAAUCCCAAUCGGCAAAAGACUGUUUGAGUUUUAUGACGCGCCCUUCACCAAGUUCUGGUUCAACACUAUUUCCUACCUCGGGUAUCUGAUGCUGUACAACUACAUUAUCCUGGUGAAGAUGGAGCGGUGGCCUUCCAUACAGGAGUGGACCGUGAUCGCCUACAUCCUGACUCUUGGGACAGAGAAAGCCAGACAGAUCCUCAUGUCGGAGCCAGGGAAGCUGAAGCAGAAGAUCAGCGUGUGGAUGGAGGAGUACUGGAACAUCACAGACCUGGUGGCCAUCUCCACCUUUCUCCUCGGGCUCAUGCUCCGACUGCAGCAUGAGCCCUACAUGGGCUACGGCAGAGUCAUCUACUGCAUAGACAUCAUCUUCUGGUACAUCCGGGUCCUGGAUAUCUUCGGGGUCAACAAGUACCUGGGCCCCUACGUGAUGAUGAUCGGGAAGAUGAUGAUCGACAUGAUGUACUUCGUGGUCAUCAUGCUGGUGGUGCUCAUGAGCUUCGGGGUGGCUCGGCAGGCCAUCCUCCACCCGGACGAGGAGCCCACGUGGCGUCUGGCCAGGAACAUUUUCUAUAUGCCCUACUGGAUGAUCUAUGGGGAGGUUUUUGCGGACUCGAUAGACCGUAAGACUAGAAUUCAUAUUUACGCGAUGGAAAUCAACCCCCCGUGUGGUGAGCACUUAUACGACGAGGACGGGAAGAAGCUUCCCCCCUGCAUCCCUGGAGCCUGGCUCACCCCGGCCAUCAUGGCCUGCUACCUGCUGGUGGCCAACAUCCUCCUGGUCAACCUGCUCAUCGCCGUCUUCAACAACACGUUCUUUGAGGUCAAGUCCAUCUCCAACCAGGUGUGGAAGUUCCAGCGGUACCAGCUCAUCAUGACCUUCCACGACCGCCCCAUCCUGCCUCCGCCGCUCAUCAUCUUCAGCCACCUCUACAUCCUCUUCAACCGGCUGUUCCGCAAGUGCGCCAGGAAGAGACAGGAGGGGGAGCUGGACGAGAAGGACCGAGGCCUCAAGCUGCGGCUGAACCCUGAGGAGCUGAAGAACCUCUAUGAGUUUGAAGAGCAGUGUGUGGAGGAGUACUUCAGAGAGAAGGAGGACGAGCAGCAGUCGUCGAGCGACGAACGCAUCAAAGUGACCUCGGAGAGGGUGGAGAACAUGUCGAUGCGUCUGGAGGAGGUGAACGAGCGAGAGAACACCAUGAAAGCCUCACUGCAGACCGUGGACCUGCGCCUGGCCCAGCUGGAGGAGAUCCACGGGCGCAUGGCCGCCGCCCUGGAGAAACUGGCUGGCGUGGACAAGUCGGAACUCACCCGGACUCACUCCAGGAACUCCUCGGUGUGCGACCCGUCCUCGCUGCUCCGCCAGGGCAGCAUCAACAGCGCCGACGGUUACAGUCUCUACCGCUUCCACAUGGACAUGGAGGAGUUCGCCACCAGGCAGGAGGAGACAGCACGGUCCGGCCUGGAGAGGCAGCGCAGUCUCCGCCAGGCGUCCAGCGCAGAGGGAGGUCUGAACUUGGACGCGCCUGCUCUCCUCAGAUCCAGACGCGGAUCCUGUGUCGACAUCCUGAUAUCUCCAUGCGAAGCCAAGCCCGAGUCCACCACAUCCAGCCAGGACACGCUCAGCCACAAGGAGAACCAGGGCAGCACGGCUCUGCUGGACCGACUCAUGGACCACAACAGACUCAGACCUUCUUCUCCUCCUAAAAGGACUAAAUCCCUCAAACAUUACCCAGGUGAAGACCAAACCAAAUCUCCUUUAUCCAAGAGAAGGUCCAUGAGCACCAUCAUCAUCAGCCCACCUGAUGAACCAGAGCCCAGCCAAACUGCGCAGCUUCCACUCGGCCAAUCAUGUUCUCCAAAGAGGACUAAGUCUUUGAGAUAUGUUCCUACUGAGCCCCCGGCGUCUCCCCUCACGAGGAAGAGGGCCAUGAGCAGCAUCAUCUACAGCCCAGUGGAGGAGCAGAGCCCAGUGGGUUACAGGACUCCUGUGGAGCAGAUGAAUGCAGCGCCAAAUCAAUGGCCUGAAAACCUGGAGUACAAGGUUCACCCCAGCGCCCUGGGCCACCUGCCGAAGGUCUCAACGGUCAGAACUCCAGCACCGUCCGAGGCUGUGGAGAUCCAGGCACGUCCUGAAUCCCUGACUGUGACCGAAGAACCAAGCAAAGUGAAGGUGAAGAGGAACAUGUCCGACUCCACCGAUUACCUGACUGUGGACGACAGCCGCUACCGGUCAAGAAGCUGGAACAGCAGCGACCGGAAAGCCAAGAGCUUAGUGGUCAGGAAGGAGGCCAGAGCUUCCAGUUGUGAGCGAUGUCCUGCUGGAGUCAGACGGGUGGCAGGCGAGGAGGGGAAGCCGGGAGCGGAGAAGUCAGAGGACGAAGGAAACAAAUGAACGGCUGGGAAGAUACAAUGUCUUCAGUCAUGAGGAGGUGGUGAAGAAAGAGCUGAGCCAAAAGACAUCGCUCUCCAUUUAACAGCUGAACUAAGUUCCGUCUCUCAGCUGUGGUCACAACGAAAGGUGGCUGGACUCUACCUCAGAGUUAAGCUGAGGAGCUCAGUCAUCCAUGAGAGACUCAAAGUAGAACCAGAAAAGCCAGUUGAGGCUGCUCAGGAGAACCCCGGUCAUUAUUUUCCUACAACAGCUGGAGGAGGUUUCAGAAGAAGCUUGUAAACUGUGCUGCCCCCGCGACCUGAUAAAACUGACUCUGCAGUGGAAGAAAAAUCCCCCACACGGCUCUUCUGUGAUCCUUUACUGCUCCUCAGUGCAACAUACAGUAGCUCACAUGGACAAUCAUUCACAUCACAGCUUCUCAAAAAAGCUUUUCACGUGACAAAAAAAAAGCUGCCGAUAGUGCAAAUCAAACAUUUCAAUGUGCGAAGACAAAAAAAAAAGAAAAACACUUCUCUGUAAACACUGUGCUUCAUCACACACCUACUGCAUACAUGCAAACACCCACUAACAUCGCUCCCCCCCUCCGGGUCCGACAACACUGAAAAGAUGAAAUAAAACAUACAGAAAGAUUUCGCCUUUUU